Molecule: messenger RNA, 1245 nt
Organism: Hemiscyllium ocellatum (epaulette shark)
Lineage: Eukaryota; Metazoa; Chordata; Chondrichthyes; Orectolobiformes; Hemiscylliidae
Gene: rab27b
Product: RAB27B, member RAS oncogene family
Exons: 7
Coding region: 344-1000 (218 amino acids)
Biological process (GO): melanosome transport; positive regulation of exocytosis
Cellular component (GO): melanosome; secretory granule
Molecular function (GO): GTPase activity; GTP binding
Source: RefSeq, a predicted model, not a curated record
ACGGAGAGGGAGGACCCAGGCUGUUGGCUCCUCUGUGUCGUGUUGAGAUUUUCUGUUUCUGGACGAACUCGAGCCUGACCAGGCGAUUGUGUGUGUGUGUGUGUCGUUGCAAACCGUGUAAAAACUGGAUAACAUCUGGCAGUUGUGUGUGACCAGACCAGCGCUGCAGGCAAGCAAAAGGAAUGGACUAGUUAUUUUUAAAGGGAGUUAAUCCAUCAGCUUUCCAGCCGUUUGGAGUCGGUACAUCUCGCACUACCAUCACUGAAUACUCCACCAUCAAUGUCUUGAGAUCACCAUUGACCAGAAACAGCAUUGCAAGAAAAGCAUCAGCGUGAAUAGCACUAUGACUGAUGGGGACUAUGAUUAUCUGAUCAAGCUCCUGGCUCUUGGAGACUCAGGAGUUGGUAAGACCACGUUUCUGUACAGAUACACAGAGAAUAAAUUCAACCCCAAGUUUGUCACUACAGUGGGAAUUGAUUUUCGAGAAAAGAGACUGGAGCACCGUGUUGGAGGAGUGAAUGGUAAAACAGACAAACCUUUUAGAAUCCAUCUCCAACUAUGGGAUACAGCGGGGCAGGAAAGGUUUCGAAGCCUCACCACAGCCUUUUUCAGAGAUGCCAUGGGAUUUUUAUUAAUCUUUGAUCUAACGAGUCAACAGAGUUUUCUGAAUGUGCGAAACUGGAUAAGCCAACUUCAAGCAAAUGCAUAUUGUGAAAAUCCUGAUGUGGUUUUAAUUGGAAAUAAGGUGGAUUUGUCCGAUCAGAGAGAGGUACAGGAGUAUCAAGCCAAAGAACUAGCAGAAAAAUACGGAAUUCCCUACUUUGAAACGAGUGCUGCCACUGGAGCUGGCAUUGAUCAAGCUAUAAUUGCAUUGCUGGACUUAAUAAUGAAACGCAUGGAUCAGUGUGUCGACAAGAGUCAAAUACCUGAUUCAGUCAAUGGAGGAUCUGCCCAAAAACUAGAACCUGCUGACCCAAAUGAGAAAAAGUGUGCCUGCUAGAAACAACUUCAUCAAAGCUAGAAAGAUUUUUUGCAUGUGCGAAUGUUUUCUCCCGAAGGUUUAUUUUCCAAUAUCAUUGUUUUUGCUUUUUUCUAACUUUCUUCCGGUCAUCUUCAGCAGUAACUUAUUGUUGUAGAUGGAACUGUUGGGUGUUGCCAUCUGGGAGUUGACAAAUGUCAGUUAGAAAAUUUGACUUGUGGAUAUGUACCUCAAUAAAGUGUAUAAUUGCCCAGCCAAAUUAACAA